AUGUCUCCUAUGCAUUUCAAGAAGGGAGAUCUUCUAAUAUACUAUGAAAAGAGAAGAGAACGUGAAAAAUGCAACUGGCACAUCCAUGUUAGCUCAGGAGAAUCACGGCAGAAGUUGGAUGCUGGAAGAUCUAGACAGACUCUUAAUCCCAAACCCCAAACAUUCCUCCACAAGUCAAAACUGGGUCAUACCAGUGCCACACAUUUUUCAACUGCUAUUAAAACUCAAAAAGAGGACAGGACGAUUGAUGUUCGGGAACCUGCAACACCAUUUGUUUCAAUGGCAGAAAUGAUGAACAGGUUCCAAUCAAGUACCAGAGACUUGCCGCUGCCGCAUGCUAAUGGUUCUCUCUCACACAUGAAGCCUAAACUCACCUUAACAAGACCAAAGGAGCCAGAAUUUGAGACAUCACAGCGUGUGCGCUCCAGUUAGAGUGAAGAGAGUACUGCUGAGCUGGAAGAAGAGAUGAUGGCCAAAAUUCCAAAGUUUAAGGC
Fragaria vesca subsp. vesca is the source of this 494-nucleotide messenger RNA. RefSeq names its product protein TPX2-like. The record is from RefSeq and is a predicted model, not a curated record. Lineage: Eukaryota; Viridiplantae; Streptophyta; Magnoliopsida; Rosales; Rosaceae. The transcript has 7 exons. Bases 1 to 432 code for a protein of 143 amino acids.